UUAACCUAUCAAUUCAAUUGUGCAUCCAAAACCUUUUAAUUAGCUUGUCAAUCAAUUUGGACAUUAUCAUCCAUCUUAAUUCCCGGAGUGAAAGAGCUGCAGCCUUUACUUCAAUCCUCUCAGGAAUUAUUGUUCAAGAUUUAAACAGUGCUCGAGAAUGACUGAUGCACGGGUUCAUCCGGCGACGGCCGACGCUCUGUCUUCCUCAUCCGCAGCGACCUCCGCCAAGGACUCCGGCGAGUAUCCUGUACCUCCAAAUCCUCUUCCGACGAAACCGGUGCCUCCGCCGGACACCUACGUCGUCCAGAUCCCGAGAGAGCAGAUCCUCCGCUAUCCGCCGCCGGAGAACGCCAGGAAGUUCGAAGCCCUCACGCGCCGCGGAAAGAGCCGGCGGAGCUGCUGCUGCUUCACUCUCUCCGCACUCGCUCUCCUCGUAAUUGCCGCCGCGAUAUCCGCCGGAGUGCUCUACCUCGUCUUCAGAUUCAAAUCGCCGAAAUUCGCGGUCAGUAGCGUCGCGAUCAAGGGGAUGAAUCUGACAACAGCCGCGCCGAUCUCGCCGGAAUUCGACGUCACCGUCAGGGCGGAGAACCCUAACGCCAAGGUCGGCAUCUAUUAUUUGAAAGGCAGCGCAAUUAACGUGUUCUACGAAGACGUUAAGCUGAGUAACGGCGUUUGGCCGGCGUUUUACCAGCCGAAGAAGAACGUGACGGAGCUGCGGCCGGCGGUUACGGGAUCAGGGGUAAUUCUAGGGGGCACCGUUAAGGCGUCGUUAAGAAACCAGCAGAGCCAAGGGAAUAUUCCGUUUGUAGUGAGAGCGAAGGUGCCGGUUAAAAUUAAAGUGGGGUCCGUUAAAACUUGGAAAAUCAGCGUUAAGGUGAAAUGUGACGUGGCGGUGGAUGCAUUGAAGGACAAAGCUAAAAUUGUGUCAAAUGACUGUGAUUAUAGUGUGAGAUUAUGGUAGCCAUUUUUUGAUUGCAGAUUAUUACACUGUCAAAUUAUAUAAGGGAUUUAUUUUAUUUUUGUUAUAGUACAAACAAUGGUGUGAUGUAUUAUACUGUUUGAUGCAGAUUAAACAUGUUUUGUUAAAGAAUAAAUGGGGAAGACUAUUGAUAAA
Salvia hispanica is the source of this 1114-nucleotide messenger RNA. RefSeq names its product NDR1/HIN1-like protein 13. Gene Ontology annotation, biological process: defense response to other organism. The record is from RefSeq and is a predicted model, not a curated record. NCBI's taxonomy places the organism in Eukaryota, Viridiplantae, Streptophyta, Magnoliopsida, Lamiales, Lamiaceae. Gene Ontology annotation, cellular component: plasma membrane.